ACAAUUUCAUAAAAAAAUGCAUCAAAAAACGAAAUUAAACAAAGAAUUCACAGAAGUAGAAAAAUUGAAAGCCAGCUAUUGAUUGCAGUGUUUGAUCUUCAAUAAAAAAGCUGAGUUUCCCUUUCAUUACUCUUUUUUUUUUUUCCUGCAACCAACUCUCUGGAUCAUACAUUGGAGUUUCCCUCUCUCCAUUUUCCUAGAGAGACAAACAGAAAGAAAUUUUGUUUCCUUGCAGCCUCUCCAGGAGGAGGCUUUGUAGAAAAUCUCCUGGAUUCAAAAUCCUAUACUCACCCAACUCAAUUCAAUCUCUCUACACUUUUUGUAUUGUAAGGUGCCCAAGUGUUUCAACUUUAGGAUGUUCAAAUUUAGAACUCACUUUUAUCUUUGCUAGCUUAGCCAGAAAUUUGAUCUCUUUUUUCUAAAUUUUUUAUUUCUUGUUACACAAGAAAAGGAAUAGAAAAGUAAAAAUGGGAGAAAACAAUUCAACACAAGAGAAGAAACCUGCAGGUUGUGGGUUGAUAACAGCAGUGUUCGGACGAAAUGGUUGGUCACGAAAACCAUCCUCAUCCUCCUCUGCAGGUUCUUCUCCUGUAACCAACCACAACAAUACCAGCGAUACAAAACGGCGUCGUAGUGGCUCAAACAACGACGCCGUUUUAGCUGGUGCUGCUGCAGCUGCUUCAUCCAACGCCGCCACAAGCGCUUCAUCUCGCUCUGUCUCCAAUGCUCCUUCUCCUCCAUCCAAUUCCAAUCCACAGAAGCCAUUAACAACACACCAAAAUCCCCAAAGGAAACAACAACAACACAGCGAAAUGCCACGUGUUGCGGCUGCAAGGGUGUCACCAGCUCAAGGCUACGUUAGCCAGGGAAGAACAGUGCCCAGAGAAGCUAUUGGAAUUUUCGGGGAGCUCGAAAGCAUGAUCAAUGAUCACCAAAAGAACCGGGGAACCGGUAACCUUGUUCGAGCCUCUUCAAGCAACGUGAUGUUGUUUGGUAAUUUAGGUAACAUUAGGCAGGGAACAAGCCAAGAUAAUAGCUACCAAAACACAAUGGAUUACAAUGUUGCCAAUGGAUCAGGAGGAUACAAUAGGAACAAUGAGACUAAACAACAACAACAACAGCAACAACAACAACAACAAAACCCGGGUUCAUUUUGCAGGGCUUUGUCUACUAGAAUGGAUCCUGAGCAAUUGAAGAUAAUGGGGAAUGAGGAUUAUAAAAAUGGAAGAUUUGAAGAGGCUUUGGCUUUGUAUGAUGCUGCUAUUGCCAUGGAUCCAAAUAAAGCUUCCUAUAGAAGCAAUAGAAGUGCUGCAUUAACUGCACUUGGUAGGAUUCUUGAGGCUGUGUUUGAAUGCAGAGAAGCUAUUCAGAUUGAGCCUCAUUACCAAAGAGCGCAUCACCGGUUGGGAAAUUUGCACCUUAGAUUAGGAGAAACAGAUAAGGCCCUUUAUCAUUAUAAACAAGCAGGAUCGGAGGCCGAUCCGGACGAGGUUGCGAAAGCGAAGGCUCUUCAGGUCCAUCUAAACAAGUGCACUGAGGCUCGCCGGCAAGGAGAUUGGAACAAAUUGAUUACCGAAACCAGCAAUGCUAUAUCAUCCGGGGCAGAUUCUGCUCCACAGAUUUUUGGUCUGCAAGCUGAAGCGCUGUUAAAGCUCCGUAGGCAUCAAGAUGCAGACAAUGUAAUGUCAAAGUGCCCCAAUUUUGGUGUUGACGAGUGUACCAAGUUCUUUGGACCUAUUGGUAAUGCAAAUUUGUUGGUGACUCGUGCACAAGUUUAUAUGGCUUCUGGCAGAUUUGAAGAUGCUAUGGAAGCAGCACAGAAAGCAGCUAGGUUGGACUCCAAUAACAGGGAUGCAAACAAGGUGUUGAGAAAGGUUCGAGGUGUCACGGCUGCUAGAGCUAGGGGAAAUGAACUUUUCAAGGCUUCAAAAUUCUCAGAGGCUUGCAUUGCCUAUGGAGAAGGCCUUGAGCACGACUCGUAUAACUCCCUUUUAUUGUGCAACCGAGCUGCUUGUAGAUCGAAACUAGGCCAAUUUGAGAAAGCUGUUGAAGAUUGCAAUGCUGCCCUUAACUUACGCCCAUCUUACAGCAAAGCCAGGUUGAGAAGAGCCGAUUGUUAUGCCAAGUUGGAAAGAUGGCAAGCUUCAGUAGAAGACUACGAAAUCUUGCUAAAAGAGACACCAGAUGAUGAGGAAGUUAACCGGGCAUUGUUGGAAGCUAGAGCACAGCUCAAGAAACAGCAAGGUUAAGACUAACAUUGGAAGUGUGGUUCAUAGAUUGAAGGGGAGAGAAUUACUCAGCUAGAAGAAGAUGAUGAUAAAAGGAACAAACAUUGGAAGUGUGACUAAAGCUCGGGUGGAGAAAAGAGCCUUUAUCUGCGCUAGGAAAGACUAACACACACACAGAUCAAGAUGAUCAUGAUCAAUUAUCCCUUGAAAAAACAAAAAGAAGAAUACUGUUAAGGGAAGAAAAUCAAAUCCACUUUAGAGAUGGAAACACAAGGCCCAAUUUGUUAACUGGCUAAAGCAAACUCACCAAGUUAUUGUAUAGUGAGACCGUGCUAUGUGUCUUUUACCUUUUCUUUUUUCGGGGAGAAACUUUAUAAUACUUUUUUUUUUUGAAGGAUUUUCAAUCGUGUACAUUAUAUUUGUUCAUUGUCAUUUGAUGUUUUAGCUAGUUCUCUUAUUUUCUUUUUCUCACCCCUUCUUUCUGUUCCUUAAUUGAGAACAAGAAGUGAGAAGAAUGCACUCCACUAAAUUAAGUUGCAUAAGGCUUUUAAUA
Messenger RNA from Lotus japonicus, 2781 nucleotides. RefSeq names its product inactive TPR repeat-containing thioredoxin TTL3. The transcript is spliced from 5 exons. Bases 468 to 2249 code for a protein of 593 amino acids. Gene Ontology annotation, molecular function: protein binding. Gene Ontology annotation, cellular component: cytoplasm. Lineage: Eukaryota; Viridiplantae; Streptophyta; Magnoliopsida; Fabales; Fabaceae. The record is from RefSeq and is a predicted model, not a curated record.